AUGGGAAGCUCAUAAUGUUGUACUGCUAAUACAAUUGAGUAGGGGUCAGAAUUAGCAACAGGAAUGAAAGAAACAUCAAAUUCUUCAAAGGAUCCUAAUAAUCCAAGUGAUAGAAAAAAAAAUAAAAACUUCUCUUUGUAUAUAUUGUAAUUGAAUAAUGAAAAGAUCUCCAAUUCAAAAAUAAAAAGGUGUACAUGGUCAAUUUAGAAUAGAUGAUCCAUAGACACCUGCAUUUGCUGAUAAUAAAUCUAUUCAUAGUAAAUAAGAAUCAGAAUAGUUUUCUAAUAAAGAUAUUCAAUUAGUAGCUGAGAUUGUUAUGUAAUUAGAUGAUAUCCCAUAAAAAAUUGAAGAAGCCAAUGAAGACAUAUUUGUUUCUUAAAGUUCAUUGAAAAAGAAAAGAAAGAAUGAUUCUCCUUUGUGUGAUUUCUAACCUAAAAAUUCAUUAAAGUCUUUUGAUUCAAAAAGACUUGAUAAGUUAAAAUCUAUUAAUGAACAUUAAUAGAAUAAAGAAGAAAUGAUAAAAGAAGAAUUAGAAAGUCAAAGAAGUCAAAGUGCUGAUAAUAAAUCUGUUAAAAGUAUUUUAAAAUAGGAAAUGAAGUACAGUCAAUUUAAAAAAAGAUAGUCAAGUAAUGAUAAGCAUUCAUAAAAAAAAGUACAUUUUAAAAUCAAUAAAUGA
Molecule: messenger RNA, 676 nt
Organism: Paramecium pentaurelia
Lineage: Eukaryota; Ciliophora; Oligohymenophorea; Peniculida; Parameciidae
Source: the annotation of a GenBank genome assembly